UUCCCGCCCGGUCCCCCCUCAAAGCCUGUCAUUGGGAACAUCCUCGAUGUUUCUCCGAAGGCUGGCUGGAUCAAAUUUACGAAAUAUAAAGACAUUUAUGGCGAGUUCAAAGGACUGCUUUGGUUGAGUGUUGCUGACCAUCUAGCAGGUGAUCUCGUCUUCUUCCAUGGCCUGGGCAAUAAUCUACUCGUUCUCAACUCUAUGAAGGCGGUCCAGGAUCUGCUUGAGAAAAGAGCGGACAUCUAUUCUGAUCGCCCU
Molecule: messenger RNA, 258 nt
Organism: Phanerochaete carnosa HHB-10118-sp
Lineage: Eukaryota; Fungi; Basidiomycota; Agaricomycetes; Polyporales; Phanerochaetaceae
Exons: 1
Molecular function (GO): iron ion binding; oxidoreductase activity, acting on paired donors, with incorporation or reduction of molecular oxygen; monooxygenase activity
Source: RefSeq, a predicted model, not a curated record